AUGUCUUUCAGAAUAAUAUCAGUGUGGAAUCUCUUCCUGUGUCUUAGUUUCUUCGAGUUAGCAACAGCUAUCGGUGGAGGAUACCAGCUGGAGAUCAAUCAUCCAGAUGGAUCGGCGUUUCGACGUGAAACGGUGGUCGAGGACGCUGGGGGAAAUUCUCAGGUCGAGGGCGAAGUCCGACAAAUGUUCCCUGCGCCUCAUGAAGGAUCGUUAGUUGUCUUCUACAAAACCGGAUCCGAGGGAUAUCGAAUACGUUAUUCGUAUGAGGCACGCAGAGAGAAUUCUUUGCAGCCUAUUUUAGCAAAAAACGAUACAUUGCCUAUAAAAAGAAUCGGAGUAAACGCUCUGAAGUCGACAGCAGGUUAA
Molecule: messenger RNA, 366 nt
Organism: Drosophila subpulchrella
Lineage: Eukaryota; Metazoa; Arthropoda; Insecta; Diptera; Drosophilidae
Exons: 2
Coding region: 1-366 (121 amino acids)
Source: RefSeq, a predicted model, not a curated record